AUGGCCUCCACUUUCUUCAACAACAAGGCCCGCGCCGCUGCAGUUGCUGCAUCCAGCAGCUCCAAGCCUAAGGCCGGCGAGGGCAAAGAAGAUACGACUCGCCAGCAGCCAUGGGUCGAGAAAUAUCGACCGAAAUCUCUCGAUGAUAUCGCCGCACAAGACCACACCACCAAAGUCCUUCGGCGCACCUUGCAAGCUUCCAACCUUCCUCACAUGCUCUUCUACGGUCCCCCAGGUACCGGCAAAACAUCCACAAUCCUCGCCCUGGCCAAAUCUCUCUUCGGCCCCGCGCUGUACCGCUCCCGCAUUCUCGAACUCAACGCUUCCGACGAGCGUGGAAUCGGCAUCGUCCGCGACAAGGUCAAAAACUUCGCCCGUGCCCAGCUCUCCCAGCCAACAGGUCUCGAUGCCGCCUACCGCGCACAAUACCCCUGCCCGCCAUUCAAGAUUAUCAUUCUUGACGAGGCCGACAGCAUGACCCAGGAUGCACAGUCCGCGCUGCGCAGAACUAUGGAGACAUACAGUCGCAUUACUCGUUUUUGUCUUGUGUGCAACUACGUGACCCGCAUCAUCGAGCCGCUUGCUAGUCGUUGCAGUAAGUUCCGGUUCAAGUCGCUGGAUAAUUCGGCUGCCGGGGUGCGGCUGGAGGAAAUUGCGCGCGCGGAGAACCUGAAGCUUGAUGAUGGGGUAAUUGAUACGCUUAUUCGUUGCGGUGAGGGUGAUCUCCGUCGUGCGAUUACCUAUAUGCAGAGUGCGGCGAGAUUGGUCGGUGCCGCGAAAGCGCCCAGCAAGGAUGCUGAUGAUGAUGCUGAGAUGACGGAUGCUGGUAGUGCCGACGCUGCAUCUAUUACUGUGCGCAGCAUUGAGGAGAUUGCCGGCGUGGUGCCGGAGGAUAUUCUGGAUAGUCUCGUUCAGGCUAUGCAGCCCAAGAGUUCUGGAUCAGCGUAUGAGGCCGUCUCGGGGGUUGUGACGGAUCUCGUGGCCGAUGGAUGGAGUGCUACGCAGGUUAUUGGACAGUUGUACCGAAGAGUUAUUUUCAACGAGGCUAUUCCAGAUCUUCAGAAGAACAAGAUCGUCAUGGCCUUUUCAGAAUUGGAUAAGCGGCUUGUUGAUGGCGCAGAUGAGCACUUGUCCGUCCUGGAUCUGACACUGCGCAUCGCUGGCAUCCUGCGUGGUUGA
Messenger RNA from Penicillium cinerascens, 1179 nucleotides. RefSeq names its product replication factor C subunit 2. The record is from RefSeq and is a predicted model, not a curated record. Gene Ontology annotation, cellular component: nucleus; DNA replication factor C complex. Lineage: Eukaryota; Fungi; Ascomycota; Eurotiomycetes; Eurotiales; Aspergillaceae. Gene Ontology annotation, molecular function: ATP hydrolysis activity; DNA binding; DNA clamp loader activity. The coding region runs from base 1 to 1179 and encodes 392 amino acids. The transcript has 4 exons. Gene Ontology annotation, biological process: DNA-templated DNA replication; DNA repair.